AGACUAAGAAGUAACGCUCUCGUGUCGCCGACAGCAGUGAACAGCAAUGGAGUGCUACAACAACAGCUGCUAACGUUAGCUAGCGCCUGAAACCUCAGAAAACACAGAGUGAAUGUGUCGGCGGGAGCAGCCUGUGCUGAGCUGAAGCACCGGGUGUCCCUGAAGUGAAGCUGAACAUGACUCCGAGAUGACUCACCAGUGGCUUGGACAUCUGUGAUUUGAUAGAAGAUGAGGCUUGCUCAGUUUGUCAGACUUGUCAUUGCUCGUAAAGAUUGGUACCAUAGUCACAUAAACCACAGCAACAUGGACAACAAACCAUAGUGAACUGUGACUGUUGCUUUUUGCACAUCACGCUUGUUAACAUUACAUAAAUUACAUUUUAGUUUGUAUUGAAUGGAUUUUAGUUAAUAACCAGUGCUGACAAUGUCACUGGGCGAGCAGUCUCAAAAGUGGUUUCCAACCCAUGUCCAAGCCACUGUUCUUCAAGCAACUGGUUUACAGCCCAAGGGCAAAAAUGGCACCAAUGAUGCCUACACUAUCAUCCAGCUGGGCAAGGAAAAGUAUUCAACAUCAGUGGCAGAGAAGACACUUAACCCUGUCUGGAGGGAAGAAGCCUCCUUUGAAUUACCUGGACUACUUUUGGAGGGCAACCCAGAAGUAUACGAACUCUGCCUUAUAGUGACGCAUCGGUCCUUGGUUGGGAUGGACAAGUUCCUGGGUCAGAGGUCCAUCAACCUUAACGAAAUAUUUGAUAACAAGGAGAGAAAGAAAACUGACUGGUAUUCCUUGGAGUCUAAGCCAGGGAAGAAGAAGAAAGAACGAGGUCGCAUCCAAGUCAGCAUUCAGUUCAUGAGGAACAACAUGACUGCCAGCAUGUUUGACCUCUCCAUGAAGGAAAAGCCCCGCUCACCUUUUUCCAAACUUAAAGACAAAAUGAAGGGUCGCAAGCAUGAGAGCGGCUUUGGUGACACAUCUUCAGCCAUCUUGCCUCGCUCCGCUGUGUGUGACUCGGAGCCCAGCCAUCCAUCCUUUGCACCAGAACCACAACCUCAGCCUGAAGCAAAGGUCAAGAGGCCACUACUUGCUGGGGCCCAUAAACUCUCUGCAGCCCAUUCCAUGUCAGAUCUCAUUGGGACACACUUUCGACCCAAACUGGACUCCAUGAACUCCAUAGACGAGAGCGGAAGUACAGGUGGCCCUCACAGGCGUUCCCAGAGCGAGGUGCCAGGCUACCAGGACGGCGAAGCACACAGUGACCCUUUCACUGAUAUCAGUGACACCCUGCCACAGAAGUAUGCCACGCUCCCACGCAACCGCAACCCAUUUGAGGGGGAGCACGGGCAGCUGUGGGACCGGGCAGAGCGGAAGGAGAAAAAGGAGAAGGUCAGCCUACUGGAACGCGUGACGGGAAAGAAGGAAGGCCGCAAGACCAGCAAUGGAGGGCGUUUGGGGAGUUCUGGAGACCUGCGUUCCCCCAAUCCUUUUAGUGGAGACUCACAAGCAGACACUAAUCCAUUCAGCUCCAACUACAAAGUCAGUGAUAAAAAGCCAACAGGAAAUGACAUCACCACCUUUGGUCAGAAGAAGAAGAAGGACAUCUAUGGCAAGAAAAAUGAGGUGACACAGGAAAGCGUGGCCGCCUAUAGCAACUUGUCCUUUGAAGAGGUUGUGCAGGAACUCAUCAAGCAAAAAGAAGUGGUGAAAAAGAAAGAUGCGCACAUCAGGGAGCUGGAGGACUACAUAGAUAACCUACUUGUACGUGUCAUGGAGGAGACGCCGAGUAUUCUACGGACACCCUAUGAGCCUAAAAAGAAGGCGGGUAAACUUUCUAAGUAGAAAGAAAAGACAGAGUGAAGAGUUACUAAUGAAGGUUAAGCAAUAGCUCAUGUAAAAUAAGUGGGAACAAAUCGGACAAUUCAUCUUUCUGAUUGAGUUACUAAAACAUUUUUAUUCUUGGAGUAUAGUUUUUAAAGACUUUUUUCAAUGUUUUGGUUAUUUUAGGUCACGCAGGUGUUUGCCCUUUUUGGCAUUCCUAUAGUUUGAUUUCUCUUUCAAAAUCACAUUAACUCCCUUUUGCAUUUUUAGGUACAUAAACAGGAGAUGCUAAAUUCUGCAGCUGAUUCAAUCAAAUCAAAUCCAUGUUUUUGACUUUAUGUUCAGCUAUAUCGUAUGCACUUGUGAACCCACAUGGUCUGUUGCACAUAAAGUCGCCAUCAUCUGCUGAGAAGCUCUUACAAGUGCAAAUGCUGCCAAAUUCGUGUUUACCAGAUGCUGUAGUCGCACUUAUGUGCUAUUUGCUGAAAGAUGGUCUAAUGAUUUGUCAGAUGAAGCUAUAGUUUCUGUUUACAAUCAAGUACAAGUCUUUAACUUGCUACCUAAACUACGAUACACAUUCAUCAGAGGCAGCGUCAGCUUUUUUUUCCAGCCUUUUUUAUGCUGCAAAUGUGGAUGAAUUCAGACUGAGUGAUUCAUAGAUAGUCCGAGAAAGACUGGAAAAAAGUUACGGUUGCUGGGAGGUAUCUGGAAGUCUGGUCUCUCUCAAGCUUCCUGGGUUGUGCAUUUUUUUCCAAGAACAAAUGUACAUUCCUAUUAUCAGUUACUGAGUUAACAUUCUUGAUUUCAUUUGUGAUGACUAUCAUUUAAUAUUCCUGGACCAAGGGUCUUGCAGUCACUCGCUGGAGGUGAUAAUUUUACUGGCUUUAAGUGCAAUAAUCACAUCGUAAACAUGUUGCUUUAUAUCCUGCUGAUAAUGUUCUUGUUUACAUUUUAAUCACAUCUUUAAGUUAAACUUAUUUCGUAAUAUUCAUUUGAUUUAUUGGUACAGCCUCUACUGAUUGUCCAACCUUCAUCUCCCUUAAAUAGUUUGUAUUAAUGGUAUCUAGCUGCACAUCAGUAUAUGCUAAACAAAAAUUAUUUAUAAGUGUUUCGUAGCUCAUUGACAUCACUAUUAUUUUUAAUGUAUUUCAAAGGUACUUUUUUCUAAAAGCGCUACUGUAUCCUGGUACCCCCUCCCUCACCAGCUGUUCUACUAUACAGAUACACAAAACAAAUUUUCAUUGAAUUAACUCAGUAUUCACCUCAUUUAUAUUCUAAUCACAGAUUCAUUGUGUGUUGUGCUUCAGUAUAUUUCAGCAUGUCUUUAUUUGUUUUGUUUUUUUUCUGAACAGUCCAAAUACUGAUAUAUGAUAUGAGUACCAAUGAUAAUCCACUGAUGACUGCUUAAGGUAAACGACCAGCGGAUGUCAUUUAGGUCACAAGUAACUGUUUGUCAGCGCAUGUCAGAACUGUUCUCAUUUUACUGUUUUACCAUCAUUUAAGUUGCCUCAGUCUUAUGAUGCUAAUGUCAAAACAACAUAUGUUUCCAUGUUCAGCAGUGCUCCUAAUUGUAUUAAUUGAUCAGUUUCUACUGAGAAAAUGCUAAAUGGGGCAUCUGGUUGAUCUUACUACUGGUACCAAAAUUAAGUUUUAGUGUCAAAUAGAGGCCUAGGGUCACAUAUACAUGUGCUUGUGCGAGAUCUUCAGCAGUAGCAUAUUCACUAAAUGAUGGUUAGGUUUACAUUUUUAUUAGUUUAGUCCAAUUUGUAGGAAAGCAGCUUCAUCUACAGUGUUAAACAUGCUUUGUAUUGACAUGAUAACUAUCAUUUGCUCAACAUAUCACACUAUAUCAGCCGAUGAUCAAUCUUGUCCUGUUUGCUGGUGUUAUUUCUGGUAUUUAUAUCUCUUUUUAAUUGCUUUACAGUCUGAGUGUCUGACCUUUACACUGUUUGAUACCAAAUGACAGGUGAGGAAAAACUGCUACACUGUAUUUGUAGAAGGUCAACUGUUGUAAAUACAACACUUUUAAUUUUCCAUGAAUGUUACACUACUCACAAACACAUUUUCUCAUGUACUUAUUAUUUUUUGCUGCUGUGAAAGUAGUUUCAUUGGAUGGUAUGUGAUCUCUUUUUGGACUUGAAGCCAAAGUGUCCUGUUACUGAAUGUAUUCUGGCUGGCUUUGAAAUUCUAAAAUGUAUACUAUAUGGUACACUGACAAGACCAUUGACCUUUGUUUGCCUUUAAAGUGUUUGGUGUAUCCAAAGAGAUCAUUUCAUGUUUCUUUUUUCUCUCUCUGUUCUUGCUGUUAAGUUGGACAAAACUAAGACACUUUGUUAUGGGCAAGAAGUUACUGUUGAUACAUAUGGUUUUGUGCAAUGAUGUAACACAGAUGUUGGCUAAAUUCCUUUGUAUUGGAAAAAGGUUAUUUUGUAAUGCCAAAAAUGUUUGAAUCAGUUUGUAAAAUCAUGAGUAUUGUGCGAUACUAAUUAAGAAGAUAUGUGGAUAAGAAUCCAUUUCCAUGAUGGAAAAGCUUCUCACUGAUUGCCUUCCUACAUUAGUUGAAGUGUAAAUUCCGUGUCUUAAUUUGUUCAGACUUUACCAACUGCUUUAGUUAGUCUGUAUUGGUAGUUAGCCAGGUGUUCAUGGACCUUUCCAAGUUCUUAAUACUUCCUUUGUAUAUACUGUUUAGUCACUUUGUAAUAUUCCCUCUAGUCCUUAGAGUUUUUGCACAUUUUGUCAGGCUGUAGAAUGUUCAAAAAUGUACUUUCUGGGGUUUUAUAUGAGGUUUAGUCAAAGUACAAGUUUAAUUAAAUUUCAUAUUUCAAAACUGGCUGUAAAACUAUUCACCGCCAUCUUUAAUUUGAACUAAACAUCACUUACCGACAGAAGAUGAUACUCAGGCUUUUUGAAGCUGUAAAUAAUUUCUCUUGUUAGCAAAGGAAAUGUGUUGCUUUCUAGCAUUGGCGUUUUGUGUAGGUUAUUAUGUGUGUCAGUGCAAAACUCAUACUGUGUGUGGAACAGGUGAUUUACACUCAUGUCUACAAUGUGCCCCAAAGCCAGCUUGCUUCACUUAAAUGAUGAAAUGGCAAAAGAUGAGAUCUGAGAACAUUUAAUUUCAAAUACAUCUGGACCCUGAGGUUAUUUAGUUCAAGUGAAAAAUGAGGGGUGAGUAGUUCAAAUUGAUUAAUUUUGCCUGUCAUUUUUCUCCUUUUAGCUUGAUUGAUAUAUUUGCUUUAUGCUUUAACAUAAUUUGGUGUUUUGGUACAUGUCAUCCUAAAACAUAAAUUUAAAUGAAAACCAUCUUCAAAUCAUUUCCUAGCACAGCAGUGUAAAGGGAUACAUCGCUACCAAAAAAAACCCAAAAUCUGUAUCAUAAUUGUACUUCUUCCUUGCCUCUUUGCAUAAUGUUUGUCAUCCAGUAAAUGGCAGUGUUUGAAUAUGCAAAGCACUCAAAAUGCUUAGAAGCAAAUUUUCUGACCUGUGCCAUAAUUUAAGUUUAUAUAGAUUGUGUGCAUCAAAGUGUUGUAGGUAAAUGUCCGCCUUGUUCCGAAAAACAGUGCAUAUAUAUGGGGGUUGUUUCCUUGUUGACGAAGCAUGCAUUGAACCUUUUGAUGAAGAUGACAUAAAGCUCGAGUCGGAUCUCACAAUCCUCCUCUGGCAGUCUUUUAAGUCUUUUGCUGAUAAUAUGAUGCUGCUUGCCAUAGGCCACAUACAGCUGCCAGACACUAAGACUUAAGCUCCAGCUAAAUCCCCUGACGGUGCUUGUAAUGUGGCACACAGUUUUGAAGGAAAUGAUGACUGUGUUUAUAAAAGAUCUCGCCAGUUAGUAGAGCUUCAUUGAGUUUACAAAAUUGUACGGUGGCUGGUGCACAGAGGCCAACACAAUGAAACAUAAUAUGAAUUUAGCGCUCUACCAUGGUGGAGACCUAAAAUGACAUUUUGAUACUAACACGUGGGUCUACUUCUGAAUGUUCACUGUGUCUUGCAGUUCAUUCAGACACAUGCCUUGUAUUGUAAUGAGUUUGAUGAAAUGAGUGAUUGGAUUCUUGUCAUUUCUGCAUGUCAGUCACAUGUUUUGAUUAUGUAACACUAGAUAAACUAUAUGGCUUUUCCUGAUCUGGAAACCUUUAAUCCACUAGGUCGGGUUCAUUUAUUUUUAACAAACCUCAUCAGACAACAUUGCUGUAAUGUAUUGAUCUCUGAAUUGUACAGUGUAUAAGUUGGCCAACAAAUGUGAAGGUAGAUUAACUUCUUUUUGUUUAAUAUUUUCACUCUGUAGCCAAUAUGCAAGACUUUCAUACCUGGAUGCUUGGGGACAAGAAUGUAUGUAUUUUUGUUGGUAUUAUUGUAAUUCUUGAAACACAUUGGGGUGUAGAAGAUUGUAUGUAUUCUGACAACAGUAUAAUGCUGUUAAUGGUGACUGUAUAUAAAGUGCCAACAAAAGCACUAAUUCAUAAGAAUUUGAUGAUUCAUUUCUCCAUGUGCUACAGUUUGUAAUAAUGACUUUUAGAUAUCACCACCAUUAUAAUCAAUUUCCAAUGUUUCACUGGAUGUAGCUUGAAAGGCACAAGCAAGAUUGUAUUGUCCUUUUCAAUAAACUCACUGUAAAGGAA
Molecule: messenger RNA, 6428 nt
Organism: Amphiprion ocellaris (clown anemonefish)
Lineage: Eukaryota; Metazoa; Chordata; Actinopteri; Pomacentridae
Product: rab11 family-interacting protein 2
Exons: 6
Coding region: 424-1836 (470 amino acids)
Biological process (GO): regulated exocytosis
Cellular component (GO): endosome; phagocytic cup
Molecular function (GO): small GTPase binding
Source: RefSeq, a predicted model, not a curated record